AUGUCAGACGAAAAAACUGAGCAUAUUGUAACAACUACAGAAACAACCACUACCACCUCUCACGAGAAAGGUGGUGUAUUCCAAGCUGUUACUGCAAGAUACGCCAAGGUUGAUCCUCACUCAUACUUGCGUAGAGAAGGCGAAACUGGUAAGUCCUACUGGUUCCGUCGUCUUGGUCAAAUCAAGCCUGUCGAAUUGUUGUGGGGAGAUGCCGAAAACUCUGAAUUGAGACGUGCCUUGUCCGCUUUCCAACUGAUAUUUGUGGGUAUUGGUGCUAUUAUUGGUACUGGUAUCUUUGUGCUCUCUGGUUUAGCUGCUGCCAAAAACGCUGGUCCUGCUGUUACAAUCUCGUUUGUUGUUGCUGCCGUUGCUGCUGCCUUUGCCGCACUUAGUUACUCUGAAAUGGCUUCCAUGAUCCCUGUAGCUGGUUCCGCAUAUACCUACGCUUAUGCUACUAUGGGUGAAUUUGUUGCUUGGACUAUUGGAUGGGAUUUGAUUCUUGAAUACAUGGUAGGUGCUGCCACUGUUGGUGUUGGGUGGUCUGGUUACUUUGUCAAGUUUUUUGCUGUUGCCUCUGGCGGUAAAAUUCAUUUUGCUGAAAGUUGGACUACACCUACUCUUACCUGGACAGAAAACCCUGCUUCGAUCUCUUACGAGCAAGGCCAUUACUUUAAUGUACCUGGUUUCGUUAUCAUCAUGAUUGUUACGAUCAUUUUGGUCAUCGGUAUCCGUCAAUCUGCUUUCUUCAACUUGAUUGUUGUCUCCAUCAAGUUGCUUGUGAUCCUUAUCUUUAUCUUUGCUCUCUGUGGCUUCAUGUACAAACCCAACUAUGAUCCUUACAUUCCUCCCAACACCACUGGCGACUGGCAUUUCUUUGGUGUGCCAGGUAUUUUUGCUGCUGCUACUACUGUCUUCUUCAGUUACAUUGGUUUCGAUGCUGUUACCACUGCUGCUCUUGAGGCCAAGAACCCUCAACGUGAUCUUCCCAUCGGUAUCAUUGGUAGUUUGACCAUCAGUACUGUUCUCUAUCUCGCUUUCUGUACCAUCAUGACCGGCGCUGCUAAGUACACAGAUUUCCUCAACUCUCCUACACCUGCCUCUGUUGCUGUUGAAGCUGUCAUGCAGCGUACUGGCAAGAACUUUGAAUGGCUCAACAUUCUCGUCGCCAUCGGUGCUGUCUGUGGUUUGACCUCUGUCUUGCUCAUCAACUUGCUCGGUCAAUCUCGUGUAUUCUAUGCCAUGGCCCAAGAUGGUCUCUUGCCUCCCAUGUUUGCAAAAAUUCAUCCCAAAUUCAAGACUCCUUGGAUUGCUACUCUCACCAUUGGUUUCAUCACCGCUAUUCUCUCUGCUAUCCUGCCUGUCGAUUUGCUCGGCAACAUGACUUCAGUUGGUACUUUGUUGGCUUUCUUUGUCGUACAUCUCGGUGUCAUUGUAUUGAGAUUUACUCGCCCUGAAGUUGAGCGUCGUUUCAGAAUCCCUGGUGGAAAGUACCUUUCUUUGAUCUUCCCUAUCAUUGGUAUGGGUAUCUCUGUUGCAUUGAUUGCAGUGGCUGAAGUUACAACUAUCUGGCGUUUGUUCAUCUGGAUGGCUAUUGGUUGGGUGAUCUACUUUUUCUAUAGUAUUCGUCAUUCCAGAUUCAACAGAGAUCCCCUUGCUCGUUUCGCUGAAGGUGAGAGCAAGAUCCCCGCUAAUGCUGAGCACGAUAAUACUGGCUAUCAAGUGCAAGAAUACGAAUAUGUCCCUGAUACUCAUCAAGCAGACCCCAACACUCACCGUAUUUAA
This is a messenger RNA of Mucor velutinosus, 1782 nucleotides long. RefSeq names its product G protein subunit beta. The record is from RefSeq and is a predicted model, not a curated record. The transcript has 3 exons. Gene Ontology annotation, biological process: amino acid transport; transmembrane transport. Lineage: Eukaryota; Fungi; Mucoromycota; Mucoromycetes; Mucorales; Mucoraceae. Gene Ontology annotation, molecular function: amino acid transmembrane transporter activity. Gene Ontology annotation, cellular component: membrane. The coding region runs from base 1 to 1782 and encodes 593 amino acids.